Macrobrachium nipponense is the source of this 1795-nucleotide messenger RNA. It is a transcript of the gene jhamt, whose product is annotated as juvenile hormone acid O-methyltransferase-like. Bases 257 to 1072 code for a protein of 271 amino acids. The record is from RefSeq and is a predicted model, not a curated record. The transcript has 6 exons. NCBI's taxonomy places the organism in Eukaryota, Metazoa, Arthropoda, Malacostraca, Decapoda, Palaemonidae.
UCGGCAUGUGUAGGGCUACGGCGCGGCCGGGCUGAGAGAUCCCUGUCUCCGGGAGGAGUAUAAUUUCCCCUUUUUUCGAAGAGAGCAGCAACUGACUCGAUCGUUUGCUGCUUCUCCCUCUCCAAAUUUAUCUUUUCAUAAAAACCACUUCAGACUCUCAGAGCUGUCGCUGUAUUAUUAUUCCCUCCCUGCGAGAAUUUCUUUUCUCCAGCUGCCCAGGUCUUGCGUUCCGAGUCACGAGUUUUAGGAGACUAAGAUGGAGAACGCGGAGCUGUACGUAUCCUCGAACGCUCUUCAGAAGCGUGACGCCCUACUCGUUCUAACCGAGUUCCUGCCGCAGAUGGGGUGGCAGGAGGAAGGGGAGACCAUCCUCGACGUGGGAUGUGGUUCAGGCGACGUGACCCACAAUCUGCUGAUGCCCUUGCUACCCCGCGUAGAGCAGGUCAUGGGGGUCGACGUGUCCAACGACAUGGUCAAUUUCGCGUCCAAGACCUUCCUGCACAACUCCCUAAGCUUCAGGCAACUGGACAUAGAGAGGAGUGUUCAGCCAAGGGUCGUUCAUCCCGAUGGCUUCACGAAGGUGUUUUCCUUCUACUGCCUCCACUGGGUGCGAGAUCAACGACAGUGUCUCACCAACAUCUUCAACCUGCUGCAGCCUGGGGGCGAGACCCUCCUGGUGUUCCUGGCUAACAACCCGCUCUUCGACAUGUACCAGAACAUGAGCGAGAAGACUCAGUGGAAUCAGUACAUGCAGGACGUGAGCAAAUUCAUCCCCGUGUACCAGCAUAAGGCCAACCCAGCCCAGAUCAUGUCGGAUUUGGCAGAAGACAUUGGGUUCAACGUCAUCUCGUGCGAUGCCCCCUACUUUGAAUUCACUUUCCAAAACGCUAACAUUCUCAGAAACGCCAUCAAAGCGGUGAAUCCAUUCCUGAAGCGGAUUCCCAGCGACCAGCAGAACGAAUUCCUGAGGGAGUCUCUCAUCGAGCUGGCCAAACUCAAGACCAAGAUGAACGACGGCAAAAGCGUGGCGCGCUACAAUCUCAUGAUAGCGCAUCUACAGCGACCUGAGUAGGUCACUGCGCAUGCGCCCCCCUUCAUUACCUGUGUGUGUGUGUGUGUGUAAUGUGGUGGUAUUUAUGUUGAAGCCUUGAAGUUAGACGUGUGUAUGGGAGAGUGUAUGUGCGUAUAUGUGUGAGUGCGCGCGCACGCGUGGGUCAGGCGUGAGAGUAGAUAAGGCAAUUUCCCUUGGGGAUAGAUUCAAAACAUAUCUGCCGUUGUGGAAUUUGAGGCACAAAGAGAGAAUUUUAAGAUUUAAAUGAUAUUAUGAAAAUAUAUUUUAUUUUAAUUUUUAGAUCAAAUUGAUUUCCGCAAUAAGAUGACUGCCAAUACGUUUUUUUAUUGACAUUACUUUGCAUAUUGCAAAGUAAUAUCAAUAAUUUUGCCUUGAAUUAAGUCUUCAGUAUUUGACAGCACACUGUUAAUAGAUGAAACACAGGAAAAAGCGGUUUGAAUAUUGCUGCAAAUUGCAAUCAGAAACAGGAAAUGUAUAAAUCUGUAUUUUAAUGGUCAGCUGAUCACAAUUCAUUGGUUAUUUACUAAACUGUCAAACUAAUUUUAUCAGUAUGAAGAAGACGGUAGAUAAGAAAUUAUAAAAAAGGGCAGAUCUAAGGAGAAAUUGGUUUCACCCUUCCAGAAGAGAUAGAGAGGAGGCUGUGAAUUAAUUGUUUAUUAGCAUGAACUUUACUUUAUAUUUUAAUGUUGACAUAUGUCAUGAUUAUCUAUGAAUUAAUUUAUU